UGUUGGUACUUGUUGGUAAAAAAAGUCUCAAUGUGCCAAUAUUAAAAUAUUUCGAUGAUUUUGUUCGAUAUUGUUUUCAUCCGCAGCAAUCUUUUGAACGACCAUGAUAACAAUGUAUAAGAGCCAGACUGCAACCUUGUUAAGUUUUAGUCCGACUGUAAAUCUCACAGAUCUCGGAUUUUUUGUUUAAUUUGCCUUAGUCUAAACACAAAAAUCAUAAUGGAAGUGGGGCUAGUGCAGUGGUGUUACGUUUCGUUAAUUUUAUUAUGUGUGGAUUUUACUUUUGGAAAUACAUCAACACAAUCAUCAAUACAAAUAAUUACAAACAAUGACCAAAAAUCAACGGGCAUACAAACAAUUCCUACAAAGCCUCACACAAAAUCGACAACAGAAAAACUUCCAGCAACCAUAACCCAACCAUCAACUACCAUGAAACAAGAAGCAUCGACAACCGUUGCUUCAACAUCAGCGACCAUCAGUAACGAAGUCAUAGACAAUUGUCCGAAUCUCACCAACGUGAAGAAUUUAGAUCUGUUGACUCAAGAAGAGUUCUCGAAUAAAUUGACUGAUAGUUGUAGAUAUGACAGACUGAUCAAACCCACGACCAAAAAGGCAUUGGAUGUGAAUAUUCGUAUUGAUGUGAGGCACAUCGAAUCUGCAGACCAGUUGCAAUUUAAAUCUCACAUGCUGGUGCAACUGCGAUACAGAGAUCAUAGACUGGCAUACAAUCUCCUAUCACCGAAAAGAACCUUCCUGCUGGGCGAGGAGGCGUUGCGCGACAAGAUCUGGGUGCCGCAUAUCAUCAUCAAAAACGAACGGAAUUCAGCUUUGAUGGGUUUGGAUGGGAAGGACGUUUUCGUAUCCAUUAGUCCCGAAGGUGACGUUCUCUAUUCAUACAGGAUGACAUCGACGUUCUACUGUUGGAUGAACUUGCAGAAGUUCCCGUUCGACGUACAGAUUUGCGAACUUAUUUGGGUCAGUUGGACGUACAACGCAUCAAAUUUGAUAUUGAAGUGGGAACCUGAAAACCCCGUGGCAAUAGCACCAAAUCUCCAUUUAACUGAAUUCGUCCUGGACGAAAUGUGGACUGAUAACACCAUAGUGCCAAAUCUUUUGCUGGCAGAUGGCAGAUUUUCUGCGGUAAUUUUCAGAUUCAAACUUAGAAGAGAAGUUGGUUACUACAUAAUGGAUUACUUCUUGCCGUCUAUUCUUUUAGUGUGCAUGUCUUGGGUGACUUUCUGGCUUCAAGCAGAUGCAAGUGCUCCUAGAGUUACGUUGGGUGCAUCGACCAUGUUGGCAUUUAUUACAUUAAACGGUGGUUUGACCAAGAACUUACCAAAAGUGUCCUACAUCAAAGCAAGCGAAAUUUGGUUUUUGGGUUGCGCCUGCUUUAUUUUCUGUUCCAUGGCGGAAUUUGCAUUCGUCAACGUUAUUUGGAGGCGAAAGAAGAAGGUGGAGCUGAAGAAACAAAACAGCAAGCAUAUCCUUAAAGGUGCUCUUACUCCAAGUUUGGCUCGCAAACAACUCAGAAAAGCCGAAUCCGUUAACAGCCUCUACAAGACAAGAUCUUGCACCAGUCUGAAUGAAAACAGUUCAAAGAUAUCACAACAAAAUUAUUUGACAGUACACGGAUUCACGUCUAUUAAUGUUCCUACUAUAACAACUCAAAGUCAGGACGAGUUAAUGGGUAGCGAGGAUAGCGUGACGACAAUACCAAUCCCAGAAAAUGGCUCUUCACCUCCCGCACAAACGUGGACAACCAUGACGCCACAAGAAGUGGCCAAUUGGAUUGACAAGAAGUCUCGAAUCGUCUUUCCCGCUUGUUUCGUUUUGUACAAUUUGUUGUACUGGUCUUUCGUUUACGCUUUGUAAUGUUUAUUCUUUGAGAUAGUUUAUUGAGGUUAUAACUGACGAAAUUUAUUUAACACGAAGUGCUUAAUUCGAAUAUUUCAAUAUUUUAGAAUUCCGGAAAUUGAAAAAGCUUGUACUAUUCUUCGCUCUCUCUUCAAGUUUUCUUAAUUCUUUUGAUCGUUUUCUUAUUUUUCUAUUUAUAUUUAUGUUAUUUUUUAAUUCUAGUCUGUCAAGAAUAUUAAUUUAUUUGUUUUUAAAACAAGAAGAUGUAGCCAGUAGUUAGCAAUAUUAUUAAGGAGAGUAGACUUUAAAUAAUAGAUAUAUUUAUAUUGAAUACCUUGUAGUAUUUAUAGAUUAACCAAAGAAAAUAAUACGUAAUAAAUAGACUUUUUCAAAAUA
Aethina tumida (small hive beetle) is the source of this 2250-nucleotide messenger RNA. Its product is annotated as pH-sensitive chloride channel 2. The record is from RefSeq and is a predicted model, not a curated record. The transcript is spliced from 8 exons. Gene Ontology annotation, molecular function: neurotransmitter receptor activity; extracellular ligand-gated monoatomic ion channel activity; chloride channel activity. Gene Ontology annotation, biological process: signal transduction; nervous system process; chemical synaptic transmission. Bases 220 to 1872 code for a protein of 550 amino acids. Gene Ontology annotation, cellular component: synapse; membrane; neuron projection. NCBI's taxonomy places the organism in Eukaryota, Metazoa, Arthropoda, Insecta, Coleoptera, Nitidulidae.